AUGGCGAAUACCAUUCUCGAUCUUUUCUACUCUUUAUCAAAUUGCCUGUUCUGUUUUCCGGGCAGUCCGCAGUUAAAGAUCAAUAGCCGAAGCUUUCGCAUGCUGAGACUGCUAGGCGAGGGUGGCUUCUCUUACGUCUAUCUUGUCCAAGACACCGCCGACUCCUCGUUGUACGCACUCAAGAAGAUCCGAUGUCCCUUCGGCCAGGAAUCUGUGUCGCAGGCACUCAAGGAAGUCGAAGCCUACACCCUGUUCGCACCGCACCCCAACAUCAUCAACAGCGUUGACCACGCCGUGCAAACCGACAAGAAUGCGACCGUAUCCGGGAUCGGAAAUGAUGGCAGCGCAGGGGGUGGCGCUAGCAAAACAGUUUACAUCCUCCUACCCUACUACCGCCGAGGGAAUCUCCAAGACAUGAUCAACGCCAACCUGGUCAACCACACCCGCUUUGGCGAGCGCAGACUGAUGCAAUUGAUGCUGGGCGUCUGCAAAGCCCUGAAAGCCAUGCACCAAUAUCACAUCCGCAACAACCAGUCCCGCAACGCCGCACAAGCCAUCCGCAACGAGGCCGCCCACGAGGACGCCGAUGCGCGCCGGAAAGCUCGCGCCGGUCCCAACCGCUCCAUGACGGCUGACCAAACACACCAGGAAGAGCUAGCGGACGAACAAGAACAGCCUUUGAUGCCAGACGACGAAGUCACGCGCACCCAAGAGGGCAAGAACCCGGGCGACGAGCGUGCCUACGCCCAUCGAGAUAUCAAGCCUGGAAACAUAAUGAUCGACGACGACGGGCGGGUGCCAAUACUGAUGGACCUGGGCAGUUUAGCCCCUUCACCGAUACCCAUCACGAGCCGUAGCCAAGCAAUCGCCGUGCAAGACAUCGCCGCCGAACACUGCACCAUGCCGUACCGCGCCCCCGAGCUCUUCGACGUCAAGACAGGGAGUGUCAUUGACACAAAGGUCGACAUCUGGUCCCUAGGCUGCACCAUGUACGCAUGCCUAGUGGGCAAGUCGCCAUUUGAAGCACGCUCGGACGAGACCGGAGGCAGCUUGUCGAUCUGCGUGUUGGGAGGUGACUGGCGUUGGCCCGGCGAGGGCAAUGCGACCAAGGGCAAAGACAGAGCCCACCCGCCCUCGCGGUCCGGGACACAGGUGAACGGAGAUAUCAACCCCACGACAAACAAGCCGUCGGGCGAGAGGGUAUACCCGCACCCAGCUGCGCGAGAAAUCGUGCGCCGAUGCCUCCAGGUCGAGCCGUCGGAACGCCCUGAUGUCGACGAGCUGAUGACCCUGAUCGACAGCGCUCUGUCCGAGCUGCCCGAAGAUGAUGAAGGUGGGCCCGUGGAUGACGUCGUCUAG
Exophiala aquamarina CBS 119918 is the source of this 1359-nucleotide messenger RNA. Its product is annotated as NAK protein kinase. The record is from RefSeq and is a predicted model, not a curated record. The coding region runs from base 1 to 1359 and encodes 452 amino acids. Gene Ontology annotation, molecular function: protein serine/threonine kinase activity; ATP binding. Gene Ontology annotation, cellular component: Golgi apparatus; cytoplasm. NCBI's taxonomy places the organism in Eukaryota, Fungi, Ascomycota, Eurotiomycetes, Chaetothyriales, Herpotrichiellaceae. The transcript is spliced from 2 exons. Gene Ontology annotation, biological process: protein phosphorylation; regulation of vacuole fusion, non-autophagic; vacuolar protein processing.